AGUCCUGCUGUAGUCACUGACUCUCUGGAGUCUGAGUGCCCUUUCUACCAGCCAUGAGGACUCUCUGCUCUCUGCUGCUGAUAUGCUGCCUCCUUUUCUCAUAUACCACUCCAGCUGUUGGAGAUCUAAAACAUCUUAUACUCAAAGCACAACUUGCACGGUGCUACAAGUUCGGAGGGUUCUGUUACAAUUCCAUGUGUCCUCCUCAUACCAAGUUUAUAGGUAACUGUCACCCAGACCACCUCCACUGUUGCAUAAACAUGAAAGAAUUGGAAGGAAGCACAUAGAAGCCAAAUGACAGAUGUGUAACUGAUGUUUUAAUAAAGGAAACAUUUCUUUAAGCUUA
Mus musculus (house mouse) is the source of this 346-nucleotide messenger RNA. It is a transcript of the gene Defb11, whose product is annotated as defensin beta 11. Bases 54 to 287 code for a protein of 77 amino acids. Gene Ontology annotation, biological process: defense response. Gene Ontology annotation, cellular component: extracellular region. The record is from RefSeq and is marked validated. The transcript has 2 exons. Lineage: Eukaryota; Metazoa; Chordata; Mammalia; Rodentia; Muridae.